AUGGCCCAAGACUGGACGCAGACGAUCGACGACGAGAUCAGCGCGCGCAACGGCGAGAUCUCGGCCAUCAACAAGCAGAUCCACUCGCACCCGGAGCUGGCGUACGAGGAGCACCAGGCGCACGACGCCCUCGUGGCGACGCUGCAAAGUCUCGGGUUCGACGUGAGGCCGCACGCGUACGGGCUCGCGACAGCCUUCUCAACCGAGUUCGGCUCUGGCGGGCGCCUCGUCGUGUUCAACGCCGAGUAUGACGCGCUGCCGGGGAUCGGGCAUGCGUGCGGGCACAACCUGAUCGCGUCAUCGUCGCUGGCGUCGUUCCUGGGCGUGGCGGCGGCGCUGAAGGCGUCGGGCCUGCCGGGGCGCGUGCGGCUGCUGGGUACCCCGGCCGAGGAGGGCGGCGGCGGCAAGCUCAAGCUGAUCGCGGCGGGGGCGUACGCCGGCGCGGCGGCCAGCCUGAUGGUGCACCCGGGGCCGGGCCACGUUCUUGAGGGAGGAGUGCGCGGCGUGGCGUUCGUGCGCAUGCUAGCCAACGUCAAGAUGCGCGCCUACUUCGCCGGCCGCGAGGCACACGCGGCCAUCGCGCCGUGGGACGGCGUCAACGCGCUCGACGCCGUCUGCCUCGCUUACAACGCCGUCAGCAUGCUGCGGCAGCAGACGCGGCCGUACGAGCGCAUCCACGGCGUGUUCCGCGCCGCCGGCGACCGGCCCAACGUGACCCCCGCCGAGUGCUGCGUCGAGUACUACGUGCGCAGCGCCACGCGCGCCGGCGCCGAGCGCCUGUGGCAGCGCGUGCUGAAGUGCUUCGAGGGUGCGGCCCUGGCCACGGGCUGCGAGUUGCGCACCGAGCCGCUCAACUCGUACGCCGACGUGCGGCCCAGCCCCGCGCUGUGCCGGGCCUACGUCGAUGCCGCGCGCCCCGCCGGGUCCGUGGCGUACGCCGACCCGCCCGAUUUCCUGGCCGGCAGCACCGACAUGGGCGAUGUGUGCUACGAGUGCCCCGGCUUCCACGGCGCGUUCGGCAUCGACACGGCCGAGGGCGAUGCGAACCACACCAAGGGCUUUGCCGCGGCGGCCGGGACUGAGGACGCCUACCAGCGCGCCCUCGAGUGCGGCCGCGCCAUGGCGCUCGUCGGAUGGAAGGUGCUAGUUGAUGAUGUGUUUGCCGAUGAGAUGCACCGCGAGUGGCUCACCGACAUGAAGCUAGCCGCCGAGGGGAAGUGA
This is a messenger RNA of Lasiosphaeria miniovina, 1221 nucleotides long. RefSeq lists its product as uncharacterized. The coding region runs from base 1 to 1221 and encodes 406 amino acids. The record is from RefSeq and is a predicted model, not a curated record. NCBI's taxonomy places the organism in Eukaryota, Fungi, Ascomycota, Sordariomycetes, Sordariales, Lasiosphaeriaceae. Gene Ontology annotation, molecular function: dipeptidase activity. The transcript has a single exon.